Molecule: messenger RNA, 4097 nt
Organism: Phacochoerus africanus (Common warthog)
Lineage: Eukaryota; Metazoa; Chordata; Mammalia; Artiodactyla; Suidae
Gene: CFAP53
Product: cilia and flagella associated protein 53
Exons: 8
Coding region: 56-1600 (514 amino acids)
Source: RefSeq, a predicted model, not a curated record
UUGCAGUGGUUGGGGAAACGGCGGACGCCGUCCCCCAUCCCUAAGGGACUCGAAAAUGUACACUCAGCGGUUUGGCAUCGUACAGCGGGAAGUUAAGGGCCCCACUCCCAAAGUGGUGAUCAUGAGAGCCAAGCCUCCUAAAGGCCAAGGGGCGGAGCAACAUCUGGAAAGAAUCCGACACAGCCAUCAGAAACAUCAUGUUAUUUUGGCUUCCACCAAGUCAAAUGAACGGGAUCGCUUGAAAGCUGAGUGGGACCAGCACAAUGACCGCAAGUUUGUAGACAGUCUUGUGAAAGCAAGAAUCAAGGAUGCCAUGCAAGGGUUUAUCAUCAACACUGAAGAAAGACGAAAUAAGUUACGUGAACUUUUAGCAUCAGAAGAAAAUGAGUAUUUUACUGAAAUGCAAUUGAAAGAAGAAACAAUUGAGGAGAAAAAAGAUAGAAUGAAAGAUAAAACCAGAUUAUUAAGAGAGAAGAAAGAGAAAGAGAGACAGGAUUUUGUGGCUGAAAAGAUAGACCAGCAAUUCAGGGAAUGCUGUGAAGAGCUCCGUGUUGAGUUGUUUUGUAUCCAUCAGAAGGCAGUGUGUGAAGAGCGGAAAGCUCAGAUAGCAUUUAAUGAGGAGCUGAAAAGACAGAAACUGGUGGAAGAGCAGAUGUUCUUAAAGCUCUGGGAGGAAGACCGACUGGCCAAGGAGAAGCGAGAAGUAGAAGAAGCAAGGAGACAGAAAGAACUGGUGGAGAAUACACGCCUGGGGCUGAAUGCUCAGAUCACCAGCAUCCAGGCACAAAGGCAGGCAGCACGGCAGCUGAAAGAGGAGGAGGCCUGCCUUGUGGAAAACAACAAAGCACAGGUGAAACUUGAGAAUGAACAGGAUAAGCUAAAGAAACAGAAGACAAAACAGGAAAUAAGGGCUGUUUUACAAAAAGCCCUCCAAGAGAAAAUGGAGCAAAUUCAGCAGGAAUACAGAGAAGAGGAGGACUUGAACAUGAAACUCACACAAAACGCCCUUCAAAACCUACAGGAAGAGGCUGAUAAAAAGAAGCAAAAAAGAGAAGAUAUGAUAAGAGAACAGAAGAUAUAUCAUCAAUAUUUGGCACAGCGGCAUGAGGAAGAAAAAGCUCAGGAGAAAGAAUUGGACAGAAUAUUAGAGAAAGAGAAGGAAAAGAAGUUUGCUGAGAAGGACAAGGAGCUGAGACUUCAAAAGGAGGCAAGAAAACAACUUGUGAAUGAGGUCAUGUGUACAAGAAAACUUCAAGUUCAAGAAAAGUUGCAACGAAAAGCAAAAGAACAGGAGGAACGUGCUAUGGAACAGGAACGCAUAAAUGAAGGUCUUAAAGAGCUUAACCGUGAAGAGCAGGAGAAUUUUGCAAGGCGCUCCAGUUUAGCCCAGGAAUACAGGAAGCAACUUCAGAUGCAAAUAUGCUCUCGGCAGCAGGCCCGGGAAGCAGAGAAAGAAGAGGAACGCCGAGAGUUUGAAGCGGGAAUAGCAGCAGAAAAGAAUUUCCAGGACAAAAUUGAGGAGAUCCUGUCCACCCAUCAAGUGCUACCCCGAAACAUUCACCCCAUGCGGAGGGCAUGCCCUAGUAAGCUUCCACCGUAGUUUCAUAAAUAUCAAUCUAUAUUUUUUCCAGUCUUUUAUUAUUUUACACUACUCAUAUGUCUCUUUUAACUCAUGGGUAAACUGUUCUUUUAUUCUCUGAGUUUACGUAAUUAUAUGCAUAAUUAUUACAUAAAUUAGACUUUGCUCUUUUUUUUUUAGAUUUUAUAGAUUGACAAAUCUGAAUGAUCUACUUCAGAUCACAUUGUUAUUUUACUGACUUAGCUCCAUGCCUCCCUUUCUUGUUCAUUUAUUAAUAGCUUCUCUUUCUUCCAUCCACCUGUCCAUAUGCCCAUUUCCUAUUGCCUCCCUUCUCUUCUCUCUCAUAGACCUGAUUCACAAUAUUAUCAGGACAUCUUUCAGGCAGAACUGGGACUAUUCAGCCAACUUUCAUUAACCUACUUAUUCAAUCAUUAAACAAAUAUUUACUGAGUGCCUGUCAUGUGCCAGCACUAUUUGGGAUCCUGAAACUUCAUCAAAUUUCCCUGGCUCUUAUGGAGAUUAUAUCCUAGUGGAAGAAAUCAGGUGAUAAGUGUUAAGUGCUAUAGGCAGGAAAUGGUAGGAGUGCUAUUUUAUUUAUAUGUAUGGUCAGAGGAGCUGAUAUUUGAAUGAACUAGCCAUGUGGUUAUCUGGGGGAAAAAUAUCCCAGGGAGAGGAAGGAGCCAGUGCAAGGGCCCUGGGGCAGAAGUCAGCUUAGUGCAUAUGAGGCAUAGCCAUUGUGCUAGAGUAGAGUGAGUGAGGAAAGAGUCGUAGAAGAUUCAUCAGAAAAGUGGUCGGGGACAAAUGGUGUAAGGCCUUGGAACUGUAAUAAAAGCCAGCUUUUACUUAGCAAUAGGAAGCUAUUACAGGGCUUUGAGCAGAGGAGCAAAAUGGUGUUAUGUUAGAGGGUUGCUGGCUCCCACGAAGAGAGACAGAAAUAGGGAUUCAGUUAAGAAGUGGUCACAAUAACCCACUCAAGUGAGGGGUGUUGGUAGUGUGAUAGCCAGCCUCCAAGAUGGCCCCUAAUGAUUCUCUCCUUCUGUGUUUAUGUCCUUGGGACCCCCUUCCACCCCGAAUCUUGAGAACUAUGUAAAAUAUGUGCAUUUACUCAUUUAAAAAAAAAAGGUAAAAAGAAAUCAACAUGCUCAUUUUUGCUUCUUUGUGUCCCCUCCUAGGCUUUGUUUAUAUGGAUACUCAUUUUUACAUUACGAACACACUGCUCACCUAUCAUAUUUACAAACGGCUUCAUAAUAGUCUACUGAGUUAGUGUACUAUAAUUUAUUAAACAUUAGACCUUGAAUUUGUUUCAAAAUUGUCACUAUUAUAAAUUAUUCUGUAACAACAAUAAUCAUUUGAAUUAUUUCCUUAGAAUCAAGUAGUUCCCUGGAGUGGGAUUUCUGGGUCAAAGGGAAUGAACAUUUAGGUACUUUCAAGCACCACAUUUGCAAAAACAGUUUUUAAGAGUUUGUAGACUUUUUUCGGGAAGUAUUUUCAAGGCCACUUGGUAUUCUCCCUGAAGAUUUAAAAUAUAUUUAAGCAAAUUGUCUGCUAGAAUGUCUGGGAGGUUCUUAUCUUCUUUUUUUCUUUUUUUUUUUCUUUAAACUUUCUACCCAUUCAUUCACUCUUGGCCCCAAACAAAACAAAACAAAUACUAUCCUUUAAGUUUUGUUGAAAAUCAACUGACCAUUAUGUAAAUGUUUAUUUCCAGACACACUACCCUGUUCCAUUAAUUCGUUUAUCCUUACAAUAACACAACACUGUAGUGACUAUUCUGUAGCCUUUUAAGUCUUGAAAUUGGUGAUGUAAGACAUCCAACAUUGUUCUCUCUCUCUCUUUUUUCCCCAAAUCAUUUUGUCUAUUCUAGGACCUUUAAAUUCUCAUGUAAUUAUUAGGAUCGACUUUUAAAUUUAUACAAAAAUUCCUACUAGGAUUUUGAUAGAGAUUGCAUUGAAUCUAUAGAUGAAUUUGAGGAGAGCUGCCAUCUUAGCAAUAAUGAGCUUUCCAAUUCAUGAAGGCCUCCCCAUUCACUUAGGUGAUUUUUUUUUUUUGCUUUUUUUUUUUUUAAAGAGCCACACCUGUAACAUAUGGAAAUUCUCAGACUACAGCCACAGCCACAGCCACACCAGAUCCUUAACCCCCUGAGUGAGGCCAGGGAUCGAAUCAUGGAUACUAGUUGGGUUUGUUAAAGCUGAGCUACAGCAGAAAUACUCAUCUUAACUUUAGCAGUGUUUUAUAGUUUUCAUUCUGCAGGACUUUUGCUUCUUUUGUUAAACUUAUUUCUAAGUAUGUCUUUUUGAGGCCAUUGUGAAUGGAAUUGUUUUCUUAAUUUCAUUUUUGGACUAUUUGUUGUUAAUGUGUAACAGUAUAAUUGACUUUAGUAUAUUGAGCGUGUAUCUUGUAUCCUGUGACCUUGCUAAACUCAGUUCUAGAAAGUUUUUGUUGCUGUUGUUUUUUAGAUUCUUUAGAAUUUUUUACAUUCAGGAUUGUGUCACUUGCAAAUAAAGACAGUUUUAUUUAUUUA